AUGCCAGUAUUGUCAAAGCGAAGAGUCUUAUUGGUAUUACUUACGUUACUUAGUGCGAUAGCAUUGAUAGCACGUGUGGGUUCAGCUUUGGAAAAUGGUGCAAUGUUGGAGAACAACACUUCAGACAGUGGAAAACAUGAUGAUAGCAACAAGGAGAAGGAAGAAGAAGAUCUCUUCUGUGCGGUACUAAAUCCGGUGACAGAGUCAUAUAUUGAUCUGUCACCUCUAUCAGCUACACCCAACGAUUGGAGGGAAGUACCUGAUGAGACGACGACGUCAAAGACGAGAUGGUUAGUGAAGGGUUAUGGUAGUGAUAAAGAUUUAAAUUUCACAUUGAGUAUUUGCUCCAGUUCGGUUCAUUCCAGUGAAGAGAUGGAACAAUUGAGUAAUCAUACUGGUGGUUUUUAUAAUGAUAUGGAAGAUAAUUUGAUCUCAAUUGGCGACUUCAGUAGUAAACCAAUUUUAUUUGGCAAUGGUAAUAGUAAAAAAUUGACUUUAAAAUAUGAGAAUGGUUCCAUAUGUCCCAAUGGUGUUGAUAAGAAAUCAACCUUACUAAAUUUUAUUUGCGAUAAAGAAAUUUCAAGUAGAGUACAACUUUCAUACGUUGGCAAUUUACAUGAUUGUUCAUAUUUUUUUGAAGCUAGAAGCAUAUAUGCAUGCCCCACAACUAGUAAGAAAAACGGUGUUAAUGCAUUUGGUAUAUUUUUCGGUAUAUUUGCCGUUUUUGGUUUAGUUGAAAUUGGUAGAAGAUGGUUAAUAAAUAAAUUAGUGAAGUCUAGCAGGAGAAGACAUAGUGAUGAGUUUAAUGAUGUUUUAGAUGAUAAUGAUAGUAAUAUACAACCACGAUGGGAAUUUUUUGAAGAUCAGUCUAUAUUCAAGAAGUUUUUCGUUAAUUUGGGUCGAGCUAUGAAAAGAAUCAAUCAUAGUUUAAUAUCGCUGCUAAGGGACGAAAGAAAUGCAUCAUCUACGGGACCAAUAAGACUGUCAUCGAAUAGUCAAACGUCUUUUUUCAGAGACAUGGAAGUGCAGAACAAUAUAAUUGACAGCCUGGAUGUUAGUAGUUCGGGUACAUCUGCUACCACUAGGGAAGUUGAAUUAGAAUAA
This is a messenger RNA of Kazachstania africana CBS 2517, 1104 nucleotides long. It is a transcript of the gene MRL1, whose product is annotated as Mrl1p. The coding region runs from base 1 to 1104 and encodes 367 amino acids. The transcript has a single exon. NCBI's taxonomy places the organism in Eukaryota, Fungi, Ascomycota, Saccharomycetes, Saccharomycetales, Saccharomycetaceae. Gene Ontology annotation, biological process: vacuolar transport. The record is from RefSeq and is a predicted model, not a curated record.